Molecule: messenger RNA, 738 nt
Organism: Onychomys torridus (southern grasshopper mouse)
Lineage: Eukaryota; Metazoa; Chordata; Mammalia; Rodentia; Cricetidae
Gene: Tmem61
Product: transmembrane protein 61
Exons: 3
Coding region: 1-738 (245 amino acids)
Source: RefSeq, a predicted model, not a curated record
AUGGUGUCGCGGCGCGCCGCGCGGGAGGCUGCGGGCUCGCGCCGCCGGCCACGGCAGCCCGCUCCGCUGCUCCGCCGGCUCAGAGCCUGCUGCUGCCGCCACCGCCGCCGCCGCCGCCGCCCGGGGAGCCUACUCUGUCUCUCCUGUGUGCAGACAUGCAGCGUCAGAGGCCGGGGAGUGGCGUCCACGGUGCGCUACUGCAUGACAGUCGGCGGCACAGUGGUCCUGGUGAUUGGGACACUCUGCUUUGCGUGGUGGAGCGAAGAUGAUGCAGCUGUCCAGCCUGACUCGCUGGCCCCCACAGUGGGACAUCCAUCGCCCAAGAUCCCUGUGGUGUGGCUCAGGUCUGUCAGCCUCCUCUGUUGCAGCCUGGGUGGCCUGCUUCUGUUCUCUGGCCUGCUUUGGUCCAUCCAGGAAAGCACCAAGAGGUCGAGCCAGGGGGACCUGUACCAGCUCUCCAGAGGCCUGCACCACCUUGCUGUGGAGUCUUCUGAGAAGAGCUACAGACCUCCCAAGGAGGCUGUCAUUCCCACUUACGAGGAGGCCAUGUACUGUCCACUGGCUGAGGGUUCCCUGCAAUCUCCUGUGCAGCCGGAAGAAGAAGACCUUCAGUGCCACGCCCAGGGGGAUGCCCUGCUGCGGUCGCCAUCCCUCUUACCCCCACCCAGCUACCAGAGCAUCAUGCUCGCUCGGGGGGCUGUUUCUGGUCCACGUGCUACAAGCUCCAGUCCAGAUUGA